CAGGAAUGGAGGUCUCGGCACAGUCGCAGCCACCCGGCCAGUUUUAGAACUUCUGUCGGCACCUCUUCUCCUUUCAUUCCUUUGAAGGCCUUAUAUGGUCGCUUUUGACACCAGCACCACGUUCGGUAUGAGAUUCUUUGGCCGAUGCGACCGACAUUGGGACUAGGAUGUCGCAGGAUGUCGGUAUCGACGCAGAUGGCGGCGAUUUCUCAUCGCUCACCUCAAAAGACCCGAUCCAGAAAUAUGUCAUCUCCGCCUUUGCGGCCAUUACCUUCUACAAUUCGAUAGAGCUCGUGGUGCUUUGUUUCACGACUUUCAACAGAUAUCAUGGGUGUUAUUUCUGGAGUUUACUCGUCACCUCGGCGAGCCUCAUCCCCCACUGCGUGGGAUACCUGCUCUUUAUCUUCUCGUCCAUUUCUCCUUAUGUGCCUGUGUCUUUGAUUAUCCCUACCUGGAUUAGCAUAGUUACUGGUCACUCCCUCGUCCUUUGGUCGCGAUUGCACCUCCUUGUACAAUCGCAGAAGUUGCUGCAGGGCCUCCUGUACAUGAUUAUCAUCGACUGCAUCGUCCUCCAAAUCCCAACAACAGUCCUGUUGUAUGGAUCACUAUCAGGUACUCCCCACUUCGCCAGGGGUUACGACAUCAUGGAGCGGAUUCAGCUUGUCAUCUUUUGCGUCCAAGAGUUUAUCUUAUCCGGUAUAUAUGUGUGGGAAACCAUCAAGAUGCUGCGCCUUCGUCCCGAGAGGCCACGGUUCAUUAUCCUCACUCAACUGCUUGUGAUCAACGUCCUCAUUCUCAUUCUGGACGUGGCAGUCGUCGCCAUAGAGUACGCUGGGUAUUAUGCGCUGCAGGUUAUGUUUAAACCUGUCGCCUAUAGCGUCAAGCUGAAGUUGGAAUAUGCUAUCCUGGGCCGGCUGGUCCAGAUUGCGCAAGGAGCCAGUUCCGAUCCGGAUCCAUUAUCCCCAGGCUCUCGCGGAUUCAAUAUCACGGCAUCUGGGUUUGACGAUUCGGGCAGUAAUAAUGGAGGUGUCACAGUCGUCCGACAGGUAAACUCGGGACCGUUGGUCAGGCGAUGGUCUGGACAGACUCAUGACAGCGUCGGUUAUUGUUAG
Messenger RNA from Aspergillus costaricaensis CBS 115574, 1112 nucleotides. RefSeq lists its product as uncharacterized. The record is from RefSeq and is a predicted model, not a curated record. Lineage: Eukaryota; Fungi; Ascomycota; Eurotiomycetes; Eurotiales; Aspergillaceae. The transcript has a single exon. The coding region runs from base 168 to 1112 and encodes 314 amino acids.